Molecule: messenger RNA, 939 nt
Organism: Antechinus flavipes (yellow-footed antechinus)
Lineage: Eukaryota; Metazoa; Chordata; Mammalia; Dasyuromorphia; Dasyuridae
Product: olfactory receptor 4F6-like
Exons: 1
Coding region: 1-939 (312 amino acids)
Biological process (GO): G protein-coupled receptor signaling pathway
Cellular component (GO): membrane
Molecular function (GO): G protein-coupled receptor activity; olfactory receptor activity
Source: RefSeq, a predicted model, not a curated record
AUGGAUAAAGUGAAUCGUUCUAUAGUGGUUGAGUUUGUAUUUCUUGGACUCUCUGAUUCAUGGGAGAUCCAACUUCUUCUCUUUCUGUUUUCUUCUGUGGUCUAUGUGGCAAGUAUUCUGGGAAACCUGCUCAUUUUGAUCACUGUUAUCUUUGAUCCUCACCUACACUCUCCCAUGUACUUUCUGCUGGCUAACCUGUCUUUUAUUGACUUGGGAUUUUGCUCCAUUGCAGCCCCUAAAAUGAUUUGUGAUCUUUUCAGAAAGCACAAAGUCAUCUCAUUUGGUGGUUGUGUUGCUCAGAUCUUCUUUAGUCAUGCUUUUGGUGGUGUUGAGAUGGUGUUGCUCAUUGCCAUGUCCUUUGACAGAUACAUUGCUAUAUGUAAGCCUCUACACUACCUGACCAUCAUGAAUCCAAAAAUGUGUAUUUUGCUUUUGAUUCUUGCCUGGAUCACUGGGAUUACUCACUCAGGGGUCCAACUGGCUUUUGUUGUAGACUUGCCAUUUUGUGGUCCCAAUGUAUUAGAUAGUUUUUUCUGUGACCUUCCUCAGUUCAUCAAACUGGCCUGUACUGAUACUUAUAGACUCCAAUUCAUGGUCACUGCUAAUAGUGGGUUCAUCUCUUUGGCCUGCUUCUGUGUACUGAUCAUCUCCUACAUCUUCAUCUUAGUCACCGUACAGAAACAUUCUGCAGGUGUUUCCCUCAAAGCUUUCUCUACUCUUGCAUCUCAUAUCACUGUGGUGGUUUUGUUUUUUGGUCCAUUGAUCUUUUUCUAUACAUGGCCAUUCCAUAUAUCAAAUUUGGAUAAAUUUCUUGCCAUCUUUGAUGCAGUUAUUACUCCUUUUUUGAAUCCAGUUAUUUACACAUUCAGGAACAAAGAGAUGAAGGUGGGAAUGAAAAGAGUAUGUAGCAGGUUUAUGAAUUUCAGGAAGUUCUCUUAA